AAAAGAUUUAAGCAGGUCUCGAUAUAGACUAAGCCCAGCUAUCAAAAACUUGUCCAGGUCUUCAAAACCUACCGCUUCCCAGGAAACGAAGGGCCGCGCGUUAACAGUAGCUCCAAGACCACUCAGUUCAUCUGGCAAUUCUAAUGCGUCUAAACUGCCUAGCAAUGGAGCAAAAAUCAAGGCUGCGAAUUUAGGUGACCCGGUAGGCGAUCAUAAGCAAACGCCUCGCGACAGCCGACGAGAUCCGUACGAAGUGGUCUCUGAUAAUGAAGCCAAUGAUCGCCAGAGAAGUAAUUUUACGCCUGCUCCUCCAUAUAACCGAAUUUCGUCUUCAGCAGAUGUAAGAACAACCAACAUAGCUGCUUCGAUGAAUCCCAAGCGCACGCAACCAUCAACACCGGCACGCCCUGCUGUUAAACCGUCUAUAUUCAUGGGCUCUUCCCAGGGUACCCGUAUCUCUAGAGGUCCUCAGCGCUCUCGCCCACACACUCCAGCCACAGUCCCCCUAAAUAAGCAAAUCAUCCUACUUGACUCGUCAAGCAACGAGGAUACGAGUUCCCAUAUCACACGAAAAUGCUAUUCCGAAUCUAAGCGCAGGUCAGGUGUUGGAUCAUCGACGCCAGCACACGUCCUCGCGAACUCGGCAGAGGGUUCAGUCGGUCGUUCCCAGGGAAGAAUGAUCCCGCCUCUCGAAAAGUCCUCACAACCUCACCCUGUUUCCUGUCAACGCAGCCCAGCCAAAAUCCCUGCCGGUGCUGAGAUUAUAACGAUAACCAGUUCAUCGUCUGAAUCAGAUGCAGAGCAAUUAGGUGGCAAGGUAUCAACAUCUGUACACUCGCCCUCCAAAACCAUUGAACAACGUUCUCGGCAUCCUGUUAACAGUCACCUAAGUAUCAUCGACAAGAAAGCUCAAGGUACAAUCUCUCUACCGAUCGAUUCAGCACUACCCAACAAGAAAACAAACCGAGAUAGUAUUGCGCUUCAAGGAGCUCAUGCCUCUGUUGAUAGACAUAAGCAGUGUUCAUUCUCCACUGAGAUCAAGGAACACCACAACAAAUCCCCUACCAGUCCAAAUAGCAAUUCGCUACCCCCGCUUGAUGAAAGUACUCCUGCUAAUGAAGAGCAUCCAAUUCCCCAGCAACACACUGAAAUAAAACAGCCGCAGAAAAUCGAUCAGGGGGCAUCUCCCUAUAAGUUUCAGAACACCAAUAACAAUUCCAAUGGCCUAGUAGGAAACGACGAAUCGGCCGACGCUGCAGCUCAGCAAAGGACCACCUCAUCGAGACAACGAACCUCACGGGGUAAACACAGGGUCCAGAGACGGUCUUCCCUUAACAAUAUCGAAAUGAAAUCAGUUCGGAAUACUCUUACACAAUAUAAGACCUCUAAUGAGCUUCAAGGCUCCGAGCGAGACCAAGGCCAAAGUAAAUCUAAGGGAUCUAAGGACGUAAUCAAUCACCGUGCAAAUUUAGGGGAUUCCGGCACAUCCACGACAGCUAUCAAAGACGUGAAGAAGACUACAAAAGUCAGGUUCGAGAAGAAAGGUUCGCUAUUACCUAUAAUAAUAAUAAUAAUCAGCACAACUUCGCUAAUUGUAUUUGUAGAGAAAGACGACAUUAUAUCCGAGUCAUUAUCCGAAGAACCCAACUACUCGGACGAUGAGUAUCAACUAGUCUCGAAUAAUGAAGAGCAAUCGGGCGAAGACUCAGAUGAUGAGCUAUCUCUCCCUAGACGAGCUCGGGUCACGAAUUCAUCGAAAGGUAUCGAUAAUAUGUCAUCGUCGUUAAGUCCCGGUCGGAAACUGCGUAGUAGAUCCUAUCCCAAGCCGACAACAUCAUUUACCCCGAUCAACAAGCCAGCCCCCGGGACCCAAGAGCGGAAAUCGACCACUACGUCGCCUACGAUAUCCAAGCUUGGUAGAUGUCAUUCGAAGCGCGUACGCAUCAUCACUGAUACAACCGAUUCUGAUUCAAAUGAAUCUCGAGAGGGCAAGGGUAAUAAAAAGAACGACAAGCCAACUGAAUUCGAGAGAAAGUCGUGGUGGGAUCCACAGGCGUGGAUAGAAAGAUAUGAAACCGGGUUUAUGAUCGAUUUUAAUGUUGCUGACAGACUCUGGCUCGGUAUAGGUCCAUUCAAGGGGUGGAUAUCUGAUGGUCCUGGAAAGGGGACUUAUAUGCCUGGCUACGAACCACCAGACGACGCGACAAUUGCCGAAGCAGAGAAAACGGCUGUGCUCAGAUAUCAUCUACGCACCUACGAUUCAGACUCAGAAGAUCAUGAACAAUGGGAAAGGGAUUACUUCCCGGAUAAAAAGAAGCCACGCGAAGACGAAGGCAGUUCCACACAGCUCGCUUCAGGCAUGAACCAGGACACGAGGGUGACAGGCAGCCCAGAACGCUCAACCACUGACUCGCGAGAAGAGGAACGACAAUCUAUAGCCCCGUUGGCAGAUCCAGAUCAAGUAGCACUAUUAAACCGGAAGACGCUGAGCGAGGCUCAGGCAAUAGAACGAGCAGAACGUGCAGAGAGAACAGAGCAGUAUGUGCUUACCGGAAACCCUAGCGGACGUAUCAAUUCCCAAGACACUGAUUCCCAUGGCCCAAUAAGUAGUAGAACCGGAGGGAAACUUCCUGCCCGCCGCGUACCAACGACGAAACCUGACGACAGUACAUCACCACCAUCUGCAGCAUCCGAAACAACUUCUACCCUAAUUACGCGACAGUUAAUAGCCGACUGUACUUCGCUUUCGAGCCCAAUGAAUCGACAAACCAAAGCUUCAUCCUCGGCUCGGCAUGUUAAUGAGCAAUGCAAUUCCGACGAUGACCGUUCAAGCAUAAUUAGCAGUAGCGAACCGAGUUCUGGUAUUCCGGCUCGACUGUCCUGUGAGACGUCAUCACUACCACCGGCGCCAGGAAGGGGUCAGAGCAUGUCUGUCGGGUUAGAGCAUCCCAGUGCCAAGCCAAUCAACACAAAAGCCAAACCUGAAUGGUUCAUCCCACCCAAUACCUCGACCAAGACUAACAUAGAAGUUGUGCUACCAUUUAUGCCGGUAGAGGAGCGCGCAGAAUACGAUGUAGUUUCUCGAAUUGAUGACGAUAAAUCUACUCCGCUGCCGCCCACGUCUUUCAAGGAAAUCAACGAAGCCACUCCAAACUUGAGUCUAGAAUCAGACGGGUCAGGGGAAGAGACGCUCAAUUACGUACUGCGCCAGUCGCCUACAUGGCUACACAACAUCACGGAGGUGGUUGAGCCCAGAGACGCAACAACGGACAUGACGAAACCGCCAUCCAAGUCACUAGUUAAAUCAUCUUCGAAGAAGCCAUCUGUGGACCUAAAAAGUCCACGAAGUCCACGAGAACCGCGAAGACGCCUCUUUAAAGCUAUAGCAGCGGAUAAUAGCCAAGCUGGCCAACAUUCUUCGUCUAGGGCCGAGAGAAAGGAAAAGAGGAAAGCUUCCCCUACAAGUUUCUCCCCGGCCGGCGAACCACCCGCCAGCAAGAGGCAGAAGGCAGACAACUGUCCAAGCUCUAAAAAAGAAACUAGACCUAGCCAGAGACGUCGCCGCCGAAUGCGAAAACAGAAAGAGAAGCAAAUGUAGGAAAAUGGCAGCCAGGAUACGGAUAUGCGAACGCCAACGUAGCUAAUCGGACAAUGAUUACGGUUCGACUACCUCUUCGAGACCUGAUUUGACGAUGUCGACCAACUUAUAUAGCAAGGGAUUGUUGAGACUAGCAACUAAGAUUUUAUACAUACCUAGUUGAUGUUCACGGAAUGAAGAACUAAUAAACCAUGCAAGUUCGACACUUUCGUUUUAGACGAAUUCGGUCUCUUAGGGCACUCGCUAUUGGAGAGUGCAGGCGUGGAUAUUGAAUGGGUUGGUUACGUGUCGGUAGAAGAAAGUAGGAUAAUAGUAAGAGGGCGACGAAAGAAUAUGGCUGGCCACCUAGGUACCCAAUCUACCUAUAUAGGUAGGUAAUAUGGUCUAGCCAACAAAUGUCAUGCCUUGUAUAUAAUACGUAAGUCCCGUUCGGGCGGGAAGCAUAUACAAACAUACCUCACUAGGUUAAUAUUGUCUUAUCGUAGAUCUGUAACGCCGGUACGGUGGAAUGCGG
Messenger RNA from Daldinia loculata, 4112 nucleotides. RefSeq lists its product as uncharacterized. Lineage: Eukaryota; Fungi; Ascomycota; Sordariomycetes; Xylariales; Hypoxylaceae. The transcript has a single exon. The record is from RefSeq and is a predicted model, not a curated record. Bases 368 to 3598 code for a protein of 1076 amino acids.